Anopheles stephensi (Asian malaria mosquito) is the source of this 1408-nucleotide messenger RNA. RefSeq names its product chymotrypsin BI-like. Gene Ontology annotation, biological process: proteolysis. The record is from RefSeq and is a predicted model, not a curated record. The transcript is spliced from 3 exons. NCBI's taxonomy places the organism in Eukaryota, Metazoa, Arthropoda, Insecta, Diptera, Culicidae. Bases 321 to 1067 code for a protein of 248 amino acids. Gene Ontology annotation, molecular function: serine-type endopeptidase activity.
GGGGGCCAGAUAUAAGAAUGUUUCUUCAACUGGUUCACCAUUUUCGUUCGGUAAACCUUCUGUUUCGCGCUCACCUGCUUCAGCGCUGCACGUCUUCGCAUAUCCUCUCCUAGCAGUCUCCCGGCAAGGCAGCAGCAUGGUGCAAGAACGCAAGGCCCGAUGGUAUACCGCACUGCGAUCGAUGCGGCAGAAACAGUGGUCCGAAUUGUCCGUGGUGCUAGUGAUACUGUGCAUCUGUGUAACGACCAUCGGCCAAGUGGCGUGUAGCAGCGGCGCGGGUGGUGCAAAGGCACAAUGCACGGUCGACGACGCGCGAACUGAUGGCCAAAAUCGUCAACGGGCAAACCGCACUGCUGGGCCAGUUUCCGUGGCAAGUGUCCAUUCGGGCCGCAUUGGGCCGCUCGGUGACGGUGUGCGGCGGCUCCUUGAUCGACGCCCAAUGGGUCCUGACGGCGGCCCACUGCGCUAACGACUACACCGUCUUCCAGAUCGGGCUCGGGUCGAUCCAUCUGAACAUGGCGCGCCUAACCAUGUCCACGGUCACCAAGUUCGUCCAUCCGGAGUUCGAUCCGUGGAAGCUUACGAACGAUGUGGCGCUCAUCCGGUUGCCUUCGCUAGUGCCGUACAGCAUAGAGAUCUACCCGAUCAAGCUACCGAUCAACCACUCGCCCACCGAUCUGUACAUUGGCCGCCAGGUGACGGUAUCAGGCUUUGGACGUACAUCUGACGCCGUCCAAUCUAUAUCGACAAUACUGAAGUACGAGCGCAUGCGCAUCAUUUCCAACGCCGAGUGUACGAACGUGUACGGUGCGUCGAUCAUACGCAACACCACACUCUGCGCCGUCGGCUGGGAACGAUCGUACCAGAACGUCUGCCAAGGCGACUCUGGAGGCCCCAUGGUAAUGCAGCAGGAUGACGCGAGCUGGGUACAGAUCGGCAUCGUAUCGUUCGUGUCCAGCCGUGGUUGCAGUACCGGCGAUCCAUCCGGUUACAUUCGUACCGUUAACUAUCUCAGCUGGAUAGUACAAACCACAGGUCUUCGUGCGUUUUCGUCUAUCGUGAGCUAGACGGCGUUCCUUCGCCCUGCCUGCUCCAUCACCGCCACCGCAACACCACCGAUGCCGAUCCAAUGACGACUAGUAGAAGCAGCAUGCGUCCCUAUGCGUCCCAUCGACUCCCAGCCAUCCAGCUGGGACUGAUGUAGGUCUGCAAGGCAAAGCAAGCUAGGUCGUUCGCGUUUUAAUCAUCUUUGCCCACUGUGCAUUAUGUGGAGACGGACGAUCACUAAAUAUAAUUCACCUACUACAUUGGUACACUGGAAGCCCCUCCGAACUUAGCUGAUGCGCUAGUAUAAAGCUUGAACAGAAAGCCUGAUUGAUGAAAAAAAAUUGUCCUCCAUUUAUCCGAA